GUGGCCAAAGUCCUCUCUGCCUCUCACACAGACACAGUCAGUACUCUCAGAGUCUGUUUAAAUGUGGACGUCUUCUUCUCAGACUAACCUGUGCAGUGACUUUCUCUGUCUACCAGGUCACCAUGCUUCCCCGUACCCUAUCCUUCCUCCUGCUCUUCAUCUGCCUCUCCUCUGGGAUGUCUGCUUCUCUAGUCAGGAGGACAACCCGUGAAGAAGACGGCCCUCCUGCUGUUCCGACCACGUUCAGGGUUGACACCUCUGCUGUUGUAGGUGUUCCGUCGGAGGUUGAUACCGUGCCGGCAGGUGGCCCGGUCGUCGAUGAUAUUCCUUCAGCUGAGGCUGUAGCAGAAGCCCUGGUGACACAUGAGCCUGUUGCAGAUGUCGCUGUAGCUGACGAGGUUGUAGCCGAGGAGCCGGUUGAGGACAUCCCAGUUGCUGAACGAGAUGCCCCGUUAGACGCCCUUAUCAUGAGAAAAGAAGAAAAAGCAGCCCUGAUAACAGAAGCAACGAUUAAAGAGUUGUCUGCCCAGGUGGAGAAGGAAGACCUCGCUGAAGAGACAGAGAUUCAAGACGCCAUCUUGAAAGAGUUGGCUGACCAGGAUACCCUUGGGAAGGCAGUGGAGGAGCCCAUUGAAGAGGCAGCAGAGGCAGAUGCUCCAGUGGAGGAUCCAGACAGCUCUGUGAUACCUGUCUUCGAAGCCCAGGAAGAGGACUCUGGAUGGGGUUUGGCUUCCGUCAGAGAGAGCCUCCAGGCAGCCAACGGAUACUUUGACUCUCUCGUGGAACUGAUGGGGGGACGCAAUGGAGUGUGUCAGUACAAGUGUAAAUACGGUAAAACACCUGUGCAUCGCUAUGGAUACGUGACCCCAGAGCCCAACGGUUGCAGCUCCAACCUCCUAGGAUUCCAGUUUGACAUUGGCAUCCCAGCCAUGACUCAGUGCUGUAACCAGCUGGACAGUUGUUACGACACCUGUGGCUCCAACAAGUACCGCUGUGACUCCAAGUACCGCUGGUGUCUCCACGCUAUCUGCUCUGACCUGAAGAAAAGCUUGGGGUUCGUGUCAAAGGUCAAAGCCUGUGAGUCUGUAGCAGAUGCUCUGUACAACACAGUGUGGACGCUGGGCUGCAGAUCCUUCAUGAACAGCCAGAGGGAAGCAUGUUACUGUGAGGGUGAGGAAAGGGACGAGCUGUAGAGAAGCCCAGCUGGGACACAACACAACACUACUCAACACGAGAGAAAACUGGGAGGAGAGGGACGAGCUAUAGAGGACAUACAGGACAAUAUCCUCUUGCAAGGAUCAUCAAUGGAAAGGGUGCUUGGAACUCGACGUG
Molecule: messenger RNA, 1332 nt
Organism: Salvelinus fontinalis (brook trout)
Lineage: Eukaryota; Metazoa; Chordata; Actinopteri; Salmoniformes; Salmonidae
Gene: pla2g12b
Product: phospholipase A2, group XIIB
Exons: 4
Coding region: 123-1193 (356 amino acids)
Biological process (GO): phospholipid metabolic process; lipid catabolic process; cholesterol homeostasis
Cellular component (GO): extracellular region
Molecular function (GO): calcium ion binding; A2-type glycerophospholipase activity
Source: RefSeq, a predicted model, not a curated record